GCGAGCAUCUCUGCGCAGAGAAGCAGACCGACCCCCGCAGCUCCGUCCGCGGACACAUGAAGGCUCCCUCCGCCGGGUCAGCAGCCCCGCUCCCGGUCACCUCCUCUCGCUGCGGCCGCUCCUCUAUGGAAGUGAAGCCCCAGCGGGCGGCAGUCAGUCGGUUUUAAGCCCACCUCUGCUCUCCUCUCCUCGGUCCGGACCGCAGCCUCCUUCAGCCCCUCAACCACAAAAUGGCGGACAUCGUCGAGCUGGGACCCGCCUACGCCAUGUCUCCGGUGCUGGCGGGCUUCCUUGGAGCCGGUGUUCUGGUCCUGGUUGUGGUGAUUCUGGUUCUGCUCUGGUCGUUCUGUCAGCGCCGGUACCUGCGGGUCAGCGGACGCUACAAGCUGCACGGUGACCGGUACUGUGACGCCGAGGACCCCCCCUACAAGUUCAUCCACAUGCUGAAGGGGAUCAGCAUUUACCCAGAAUCCCUCAGCGGCAGCAAGCGGAUCGUCCGGGGGAUCCGCCGGGCCGAGCGGGACGGGGCCUCUGCCGGCGCCGCGGGGAGGGGCAUGGUGCUGGUGGACGCAGAGAACAACGUCCUGGACGUCCCGGGUCAGCUGCAGAUGAGUCACCUGGUGCCCCCCGCCAGGACAGGCUCCGCCCACGGCCCGGCCCGGCUGGAGCGGGCCUUGCCGGUCCGAGCCGAUUACUGCUGCCUGGACAGCAGCUCGGCCAGCAGCAGCCAGACCAGCAGCAAGACCGUGUCCCCGUUUACCCCCGCCUCCUCAGAACCAGAACCAGAACCGAGCCUGGGCUCCAUCAGCCUCACCGUCGACUACAACUUCCCCAAGAAGGCCCUGGUGGUGACCAUCGUGGGGGCCCGGGGCCUCCCCGCCGUCGACGAGCAGGUGGGGAGUUCUGACCCGUACGUCAAGAUGACCAUCCUGCCCGAGAAGAAGCACCGGGUCAAGACCCGGGUCCUGAGGAAGACCCUGGACCCCAUCUUCGACGAGACCUUCACCUUCUACGGCGUGGCCUACAGCUCGCUGCCCGAGCUCACCCUGCACUUCCUGGUCCUCAGCUUCGACCGCUUCGCCCGCGAUGAUGUCAUCGGGGAGGCCGUGGUGCCGCUGAAAGGCGUGGACCCGAGCACGGGCCGGGUCCACCUGAGCCAGCAGAUCACCAAGAGGAACAUGCAGUGUGAGAGCCGUGGAGAGGUCCUGGUGUCCCUGUCCUACCAGCCCGUGUCCCAUCGUCUCAGCGUGGUGGUCCUGAAGGCUCGACACCUCCCCAAGAUGGACAUGACAGGCCUGUCAGCCAAUCCGUACGUGAAGGUCAACGUCUUCUACGGCCGCAAGCGCAUCGCCAAGAAGAAGACCCACGUGAAGAAGUGCACCCUGAACCCGGUCUUCAACGAGUCCUUCAUCUACGACAUCCCCCCCGAGCUCCUGCCCGAGAUCUCCGUGGAGUUCCUGGUGAUCGACUUCGACCGGACCACAAAGAACGAGGUCCUGGGCCGCCUGCUGCUGGGCCUCCACAGCCCGUCCUCCUCCGGCACCUCCCACUGGAGGGAGGUGUGUGAAAACCCCCGCCGGCAGAUCUCCAAGUGGCACAACCUGAGCGAGUACUGAGGGACCGGGAGGAGGGUCCGGAGCCAAGAAAACUGGGAAAUAAAGACUCAGUGUACAGCGCGCACACACACACACACACACACACACACACACACA
This is a messenger RNA of Austrofundulus limnaeus, 1712 nucleotides long. It is a transcript of the gene syt11a, whose product is annotated as synaptotagmin XIa. Gene Ontology annotation, biological process: calcium ion-regulated exocytosis of neurotransmitter; vesicle fusion. Lineage: Eukaryota; Metazoa; Chordata; Actinopteri; Cyprinodontiformes; Rivulidae. Gene Ontology annotation, cellular component: exocytic vesicle; axon; plasma membrane. The transcript has 4 exons. The coding region runs from base 231 to 1616 and encodes 461 amino acids. The record is from RefSeq and is a predicted model, not a curated record. Gene Ontology annotation, molecular function: calcium ion binding; phosphatidylserine binding; SNARE binding.